CGGACGAAACAGCGGAAGAUUCAAAACGAAGAUGGCGACUGAAAAGAAUCCCCAAAGCUUUCACAAAUUGGACAGAAGGUGGACAAAAUGCAGUGUGUUUAUCAGUCAGGAAAAGCCAAACGCAAACCAGCCUGUGAUCUUUAACCCGGACUUCUUCGUGGAGAGGUUGCGACAUGAACAUCCACAGGCCUUCGCGGAUUUGAUACUGAGCAAUAUCACUCGACUCAUAGAUCUUCCUGGAGAUGAGUUUGCCCAGCUCACGGGAGAGUCGGAGCCGAGAGUACCAUCCUCCAGUGGCUUCCUGCGGUCCUUCAACUUCCUCAAACGGAAAGACAAAGGAGUAGUUUUUGGUGCGCCGUUAACUGAAGAAGGAAUAGCCCAGAUCUAUCAGCUCAUUGAAUACCUGAGUAAAAACCUUCAUGUAGAGGGAUUGUUCCGUGUGCCAGGCCACAGCUUAAGGCAGGCAGCCCUGAGGGAGAUGCUGAACACUGGAGCAGAGAUAGAUCUAGAGACAGGCGACUUCCACCCCAAUGAUGCAGCGACAUUGCUCAAAGCCUACCUGGGAGAGCUGCCAGAGCCUCUGCUCACGCACAGACAUUAUCAUGCUCACCUGAAGAUUGGAGAGUUGACUCGCUUCGAUGAUAAAGGGGAUAAAACAAAUGUGCCAGAUAAGGAGCGACAGAUUGAGGCAUUCCAGCUGCUUUUUAUGCUGCUUCCAGCAGCCAACCGCAGUUUGCUGAAGCUGCUGCUGGACUUACUGUACCACACUGCCCGCAAUCAGCACAUCAACAAGAUGUCUGCUAUCAAUUUAGCCACGAUGUUUGCUCCACAUAUCAUCUGGCCCAAAAAUGUGAUGGCAAGUGAUCUUCAGGAAAACCUAGAGAAACUGAAUAAUGGAAUAGCAUUCCUCAUCAGGCAUUCACAAAAACUGUUCAAGGCACCUGUGUAUAUCAAAGAAUAUGCCCGCUUAUAUUUCACAGGAUCAAAAACUCUUCAGUCAAAUGAUGACCUGAGUCUCUAUUCUGGGAUCAAAGAUGGACCAAUAGGUGCUGUGACAGCUUCCUCCCCCUCUCCCUCCAUGAGAACAGUCACAAGUGAGGCUAGCAACGCCUGCACUAUCAGUUCAUCUGACACUCAGAGCUAUACUGAAUCUGCUCUCAGAGAGCUGUACCAGCAGGUCAACAACAUGCCGGAGUCGGCCAAAAAGAAGAAACUCAUCAGACAGUUUGAAAAGCAGCCUGUCCUGACUCCUUCAGCUGACUCUCGGUCACCAUUCAGCAGGAAACAUUGGCGUUCGCGCUCUCUGGGUGGAAUCAUUAAGAGGAAGGUGCUGGGAAGCCAAAUAUUUACAGAGAAAGAAAACAGCAGACAUCAGAAUCCUCCACCUAGCUGCUCAGAUGAUGGGCAGGGAAGAGAAAUUACCACCUGUGGAGUUGAUUAGUUGUCAUUGAAAGAAUCUGCUCCACACAACUUGGGAAGCACCUGUUUGACUUUUGUGUAAAAGGACCAUCUUCAGACUUCCAAAGAAACCAAACAGUGUAAUGCACCAUACAGUUGUUUUUUUUUUUUUUUUUUUUUUUUUUUACACAAUGUUAAAAUCGUUUGUUUUUCACUUUAUUUUGUUUUCUAUAAUUUUUUGUCAGUGUGAGACAGAAGUUAGUCAGACAACCAAAGAAAUCCACAGAAAGACUUUGUAGUCUAGUUCAUUUUUCUAAAGGUAAGAGACAAAUGGAGUGACUAGACAACAUUUAGUGUGUGGGCAUACUUUAUUUUAGGUCAUUUUAGUUAGCCAAUUUUCGUACAUAUUUAUCAAGAGCUCCCUCUUUAUUUCUUGUUCACUGGUGAUGCUCUUUACUAUGCAAGAAGCAUGCAUUUGCAUCAGUGCAUUUUGGGAUAUAUUAGCUUUAUCAUUGAUUGAAAUGUGUUUAGCUAAUUUGCAAAACUGAUUCUAUUUAUUUUUCAUUUGUCUUCUGGAUGUUUUAUUGGCCUUAAAGCCCUGAAUCUAGUUCUUCAGAUGUAGUGACAUAGUGUGAUAUGCAGGGUUUUAUAUUUAAAUACUAAAUUUGCUUGUAAGCUGUGGUAAGUUUAGAUUAGUCAAUGUAGACUGAGGGGAGGAAUUCAGAGAUGUGCCUUAAAGUGAAUAUAUCUUAAGUUACUGUGUAAUUCAGUUUUAUUUAUCAUAAUUAUUUUACCUUCCCGCGUAUGCUGAAAUUUCUCCAAAGAAUUAAUCCAGCAAAUAAGGCAGUAAAUACAAAGAAAGUGAAGAAUGGAGGAAGAGACACGGUAAAUGAAAGGCAAAAGCACCAGCUGUGAACAUUAUAUGAAUAUUUUUGUCUUUGUUUCCUCUUAAGCCCAGACAUUAGGUGUGAUGCUGUGAUACCUUAAACUACUGCUACUUUCAACUAUAUUGUGGAUUAUUAUAUUUUAGUUUUUCUCAGGCGGUUUUAACUCUUAUGCAACAUUGUAUACAGUUUAAUAGCUUUUUUUCUAUUUGUAUCUUUAGUUAUUCUGCAAGAUUCUAUUGGUUUCUUUUAUCAAAUUUUAGUAGGUGGUUGAAUGCAAAGAAAGAUGAAUCUUUUAGCGUUCUGUUGUGACUGUUACUUCAGAUGUUUAUGGGAGAGUUUUUGCUAAUGCCACUUUUAAAACCACCUUGUCUUACUCUUUCAGCAACAUUCUGCAAAGCUUUUGCAAUUUACGUAUAAUGUGAGUAAUUGCUGUAUGGUUACCUUUACUGACCAUGUAAACAGAUGAUUUUGGUGCUACUGUGAAGCUAUGCAACUCACUGUAAUUAAAACUCAUCAAGCUGCA
Molecule: messenger RNA, 2808 nt
Organism: Amphiprion ocellaris (clown anemonefish)
Lineage: Eukaryota; Metazoa; Chordata; Actinopteri; Pomacentridae
Product: rho GTPase-activating protein 19-like
Exons: 11
Coding region: 32-1441 (469 amino acids)
Biological process (GO): regulation of small GTPase mediated signal transduction; signal transduction
Cellular component (GO): cytoplasm
Molecular function (GO): GTPase activator activity
Source: RefSeq, a predicted model, not a curated record